GUGGGGUUCAAAUUCUAAUUCUAAAGAAACUUAGGAGAUGUACCUAACUAACUACUUUUGCUUAUGUAAUACCAAAAGAACCUUGUUUCCUUCUUCAUCAUUAUCAUCUUUCAUUUCAUUCGUUCUAUAAUUAGCUACAUUUCCUUAUUCUUACCAAAUCAAUUUUGGAGGUUUGGAAGACCAUAACUCCAAUUCCAAUUCCAAAGGCGCAUGCUUGUUGCUUUGGCUAGAUGUGGUUGUGGAUUUAGUUUCAAAGAUCAUUUCAAAGCAACAAUGUUACGUAAGAUUUAGUUUGGAGAUUGAAAUGGAGGUUCUUGCUCCUCAGCCGCGAAUCCGUUGUGUCUUCUUCACCGACAAACCAACCCAAUACAAGCAAUCACGUCAUCUUCCCUCGGCUAUUAAAGUUGCCCACCAUGCGCUCGAUGAAAUUCCCCUUUCAGACACCUUUGCUUGGAAUAAGCUGAUCCAAACCCAUUUAACUACUGGGGAUUCACACCGUGCUCUCUCCAUUUAUCACCAUAUGCUGCUCCGCGGUGUUCGCCCCGACAGGCAUACUCUCCCUCGGGUCUUAGCUGCUUCUCGCCUCUCUGGUCAUUUAUCCCUCGCUAAACAACUCCAUUCCCAGGCUCUCAAACUUGGUUGCUUCCAGGACCAGUAUGUCUUUACCGCUCUUCUCCAAGCCUACGCCCAUCUCGAUCACAUUAAUACCGCAAAAUUGCUCCUUUACAAGCCCCCUCGUAUGGACUCGGUUCCUUGGACUCUGCUUGGAAGCUUGUGCAUUAGUAGAAACAAACCCAGUUUGGCUAUAGACUUGUUUCAUGAAAUGUUGGACUUGGGAGCUCAGAUAGACUCAGUGGCACUGGCAACAGCCAUUGAAGCUAGCGCCAUGUUGAAGUCGUUGAAACAUGGUAAGAAUCUUCACCAGGUUGCUAGAAAAUUUGAGUUGGAGUUUGAUGUCUUGGUCAGUAACUCGCUCUUGAAAAUGUAUGUCGAGUGCGGCAGCCUCCAAAUGGCUCGAGCUACUUUUGAUCAAAUGCCAGUAAAAGAUAUCAUUUCCUGGACUGUAAUCAUCCGUGCAUAUGUGAAGACUGGAGGAUACAAUGAGGGACUUAAACUGUUUCGUUUAAUGGUUAUGAAUGGACUGAAGCCGGAUCCUCUCUCAGUGUCUAGCCUUCUCCCGGCUUGUGGGAGGAUGGCCGCUAGUAAGCAAGGCAAAGAGAUUCAUGGUUACUUGCUAAGAAAUGGGGUAGAGUUGAAUGUCACAGUUCUUAAUGCUGUUAUGGACAUGUACGUUAAGUCAGGCUGCAUUGAGUCUGCUUCGCGAAUUUUCAAACGGUUGAAGUACAAAGACUUGGUUUCAUGGACUGUGAUGAUAAUGGGGUAUAGCUCACAUGGACAAGGCCAGCUUGGUGUAGAUUUGUUUCGGGAGAUGGAGAAGAAAUCGGGAUUACAGAUAGACCAAACAACAUAUGGAGCUGUCCUGCGUGCUUGUACUACUGCACGCAGGGUUGAGGAGGGUAAACUAUACUUCAACUGUAUUAAGUCGCCUAAAGUUGAACACUAUGCUUUGAAUGUAGCUCUUUUAGCAAACUCCGGGAUGUUUAUUGAGGCAAUGGCUUUUAUUGAAAAACAAAAGAUAGGAAAGCAUGCUUUGGUACAGAGAGCUCUGCUGGAUGGCUGCAGGGUUCACCAGAACAAAAAAUUAGGUAAGCGGGUGAUGGAGAAGCUUUGUGAAUUGGAUUCUCUUAAUGCUGAGAACUACGUGUUGUUGUCGAACUGGUAUGCUGAAAACUCCAAAUGGGACAUGGUUGAUGAGGUUAAAAGAAUGGUUGGAGACAUGGGUUUGAAACCUAAGAAAGCUUAUAGUUGGAUAGAACUGAGAAAUAAAGUUCAUGUGUUUGGGACUGGAGAUGUGUCCCAUCCAAGAUCAGAAGGAAUAUACUGGGAGUUGCAGUGUUUAAUGAAGAAAAUGGAGGACGAAGGACACAAGCCUAAAGCAGAUUAUAGUUUUCAUGAUGUUGAUGAAGAGAGAGAAUGCAUCGAGGUUGGACACAGUGAAAUGUUGGCACUUUCUUUUGGGCUCAUUAGUACACAAGCCGGUGCACCUAUUCGUGUGACUAAGAACCUUCGUGUAUGUCGGUUUUGCCAUGACUCUGCCAAGGCAAUAUCUGGGAUUGUAGGACGAGAAAUCAUACUCAAGGAUCCGAAUUGUUUCCACCAUUUUCGUGAUGGGUUUUGUUCAUGCAGUGAUUUCUGGUGAUUGAGAAGGGCAACAAUCAAUCUAGUUCUUUUAGCACUAGACUUGAACGAACUCCAUCCAAUAACACUCUUUCAUUGUAGUCAGCUAUGACAACCUUGUGUAAUUUCUCAAUAUUCGACUGGUAUUCGUGUGAAGUUUAGCACUGAAGAUCAUUCUCAACAAGCUGGAAAGAAGUUAGAAAAUCUAGUUGAUUAUCUGAGGAUUCUAAUAACAAUACAAUUUUGUAGCAUGGGAUCAUAGAUGGUGAUGAUAAUAAAAUAUUAGUGUAUGAGAAAGCGUAGAUCAUCUUUCAUUAAUGUGUAUACAUCUUAGAUAUUAUAUGGGAUUUGUUUUGGUCUA
This is a messenger RNA of Cannabis sativa, 2599 nucleotides long. RefSeq names its product pentatricopeptide repeat-containing protein DOT4, chloroplastic. Bases 305 to 2260 code for a protein of 651 amino acids. Gene Ontology annotation, molecular function: RNA binding; protein binding; zinc ion binding. Lineage: Eukaryota; Viridiplantae; Streptophyta; Magnoliopsida; Rosales; Cannabaceae. The record is from RefSeq and is a predicted model, not a curated record. Gene Ontology annotation, biological process: RNA modification. The transcript has a single exon.